AUGACCACCAGACCCCAAGCACCACCGCCACAUACAACCACAACCACUCUCACCCCAUCCACAACCCCAUCUCAACCUCCAUCCCCAUCUCCAUCCACACCUACACUCACUCACAAAAGCAACCCCAACCCCAACCCAAAUACCCUCAAACAAAUCCACCGCAUAAAAUCCCACCCAACCCUAACCCCCCACCAACGGCGCGUAUACCUCACCCUCCUCACCAUCCCCGCCGGCCGCUGGACAACCUACGCCGCCCUGGCAAAGCACCUCAGCUCCAGCGCGCGCGCAAUCGGCACCGCCAUGCGGACGAACCCCUUCGCUCCGGAUGUGCCCUGUCACCGGGUCCUCAGUGCCGACGGCGGGUUGGGCGGGUACAUGGGCGCUGGGCCAGCGAGUGGACAUGCUAAUCUGGAGCGGAAGAGAUUGAUGCUUGAGGAGGAGGGGGUGGGGUUUGAGUGGGUUGUUUCGGCUAAAGAUAGGUCUAGGAUGUGUGGUAGUAGGGCUGGUGGUGGGGAGGGACGGUGGAGGGCGAGAGGGGAGUGUUUUGUUGGGUUUUCUUCGUUGUGA
Messenger RNA from Aspergillus oryzae RIB40, 567 nucleotides. Its product is annotated as MGMT family protein. Gene Ontology annotation, molecular function: methylated-DNA-[protein]-cysteine S-methyltransferase activity. The transcript has a single exon. Gene Ontology annotation, biological process: DNA repair. The coding region runs from base 1 to 567 and encodes 188 amino acids. The record is from RefSeq and is a predicted model, not a curated record. NCBI's taxonomy places the organism in Eukaryota, Fungi, Ascomycota, Eurotiomycetes, Eurotiales, Aspergillaceae.